Molecule: messenger RNA, 541 nt
Organism: Bipolaris sorokiniana ND90Pr
Lineage: Eukaryota; Fungi; Ascomycota; Dothideomycetes; Pleosporales; Pleosporaceae
Exons: 3
Coding region: 1-525 (174 amino acids)
Source: RefSeq, a predicted model, not a curated record
AUGAGGUACAAGAACGUAUCGGGCGGUUGGCUCCUCGCUGCUGCUGCUUCUUGCUGCUUGCUGCUCGCACCAUCGCCCAGCGGCCAUCGGCGAGCAGCCAGCGGUGCAGCCAACCCAACCCACCCCAAGACGCCGCCAGCGCCGGCUCUAGUACCAAAUGCUAUCUUGUUUAUCUCCCGACGUCAAGCGAAGGGCAAGCUGGCCUCGCUGGCACGGCCACACUUGGAAACGGUGCAGGCAGGCCGGCCGUGUUGGAUGCUCCUGCUCGGCCUGUUGACUGAGGCCCGUCGAGGCCCGGCCGCUAUCAGCGCGAGUGGCCCGACAGCAAGGCCGGAGCGUCGUGGGGGCGGCGAGGCCUGGCUGGCUAGUCUAGUGACUGAAGACCGUUGGGGGGGCGUGGACGGUGCUCGUCUCAGAAGCAACAUCCGAGUGUCCCUCGUUCCUCGUUCCUCGUUGCGUGCGUGCACGCCCCCCCGUUCUCAAGCGAGCCCAGUCAGUGCCAGUGCCAGUGCCAUCCAGACGUGAUGUCAUUGUUUUUUUU